Molecule: messenger RNA, 1956 nt
Organism: Myotis lucifugus (little brown bat)
Lineage: Eukaryota; Metazoa; Chordata; Mammalia; Chiroptera; Vespertilionidae
Gene: GNAL
Product: G protein subunit alpha L
Exons: 12
Coding region: 111-1253 (380 amino acids)
Biological process (GO): adenylate cyclase-modulating G protein-coupled receptor signaling pathway
Cellular component (GO): heterotrimeric G-protein complex
Molecular function (GO): GTPase activity; G-protein beta/gamma-subunit complex binding; G protein-coupled receptor binding
Source: RefSeq, a predicted model, not a curated record
UCAGCAGCUGGGAAGAGAGGCCACCGCAAAAUCCACGCACAUCCACUGCUCCCUAAUUGCUUUGGGGGCAAAUUCCUAACCGUGCCUGACGUCCAGUCGAGCGGGCAGGCAUGGGCUGUUUGGGCAACAGCAAGACAACAGAAGACCAGGGCGUCGAUGAAAAGGAAAGGCGCGAGGCCAACAAAAAGAUCGAGAAGCAGUUGCAGAAGGAGCGCCUGGCUUACAAAGCGACCCACCGCCUGCUUCUACUGGGGGCUGGUGAGUCUGGGAAAAGCACUAUCGUCAAACAAAUGAGGAUCCUGCACGUCAAUGGAUUUAAUCCCGAGGAAAAGAAGCAGAAAAUCCUGGACAUCCGGAAAAAUGUUAAAGAUGCUAUCGUGACAAUUAUUUCGGCGAUGAGUACUAUAAUACCUCCAGUUCCACUGGCCAACCCAGAAAAUCAAUUUCGAUCAGACUACAUCAAGAGUAUAGCCCCUAUCACUGACUUUGAAUAUUCCCAGGAGUUCUUUGAUCAUGUGAAGAAACUUUGGGAUGAUGAAGGCGUGAAGGCGUGCUUCGAGAGGUCAAACGAAUACCAACUGAUCGACUGUGCACAAUACUUCCUGGAGAGAAUCGACAGCGUCAGCCUGGUGGACUACACCCCCACAGACCAGGACCUUCUCAGAUGCAGAGUUCUGACAUCAGGGAUUUUUGAGACCCGAUUCCAAGUGGACAAAGUGAACUUUCACAUGUUUGAUGUCGGUGGCCAGAGGGACGAGAGAAGAAAAUGGAUCCAGUGCUUUAACGACGUCACCGCCAUCAUCUACGUGGCAGCCUGCAGUAGCUACAACAUGGUGAUUCGGGAGGAUAACAACACCAACAGGCUGAGAGAGUCCCUGGACCUUUUCGAAAGCAUCUGGAACAACAGGUGGUUGCGGACCAUUUCUAUCAUCUUGUUCUUGAACAAACAAGAUAUGCUGGCAGAGAAAGUCUUGGCAGGGAAGUCAAAAAUUGAGGAUUAUUUCCCAGAGUAUGCAAAUUACACUGUUCCUGAGGAUGCGACACCAGACGCGGGAGAAGAUCCCAAAGUUACCAGAGCCAAGUUCUUUAUAAGGGAUCUGUUUUUGAGGAUCAGCACAGCGACCGGGGACGGCAAGCACUACUGCUACCCGCACUUCACCUGCGCGGUGGACACGGAGAACAUCCGCAGGGUCUUCAACGACUGCCGCGACAUCAUCCAGAGGAUGCACCUCAAGCAGUACGAACUCUUGUGAGGCGCCGGGGUGGGCCGCCUCCUGGCGCCCUCUCCCCCCGCCCUCCUGUCCACAGCCCAUUCCCAGACUGCCCGCCAGCCCCACGCCCAGUGUCUGUCCUGCUCUCUGUCGGCUCCCGGGCGUGACCACCAAGCCUCUGGCUACCUCUGCUCCCCUCAGGUUUGGUUUGAAGCUUUUGUUUUCAUGGACCAUGCCGUUCCCCACCCUCCCCAGUUUGUGUCACUGCCAACCAUCCGCUCUCACUUGGGUGACACUGCAGUGAGAUGUCUCUAGGUGGGGCCCCUUCUAUUCAUCUAGUCAGUGAUUGAUUGAUUGAUUCAUUCAUUCAUUAAAAACUUGAGAGAUGGCGGAGAAGCGCUCUUCCCCCCCAGUUAUCCAGCAGGACUGAGAUGCAGGGUGCCACGGCUCUCCAGUUCUAGCUCUAUGAAGCUGCAGGCGGACAAGUGGCCACCGCUUCUGAUCUGCAUUAGCCCAAGACUCAGGAGGCCCCAGGCCACAGAGUGGCAAGAACACCUUUUCUCAGUCAUAUUUUGAGCCUCUGCUAGCCUCAGGCAUUUGAAUUAGAGCUACUUUGAGCCUUUGCUUUUUAGGCAGAAAACCUACCACCUUCACUACUGCGAAGUGUGUCCCGUCUGAAAAUGAGUCUCUAGACCAGUGGUUCUCAACCUUCCUGAUGCCGCGACCCUUUAAUACAGUUCCUCAU